Messenger RNA from Anopheles moucheti, 1384 nucleotides. It is a transcript of the gene DIP-kappa, whose product is annotated as lachesin. The transcript is spliced from 11 exons. The record is from RefSeq and is a predicted model, not a curated record. The coding region runs from base 9 to 1325 and encodes 438 amino acids. Gene Ontology annotation, cellular component: neuron projection. NCBI's taxonomy places the organism in Eukaryota, Metazoa, Arthropoda, Insecta, Diptera, Culicidae.
AAAGCAUCAUGGAGAUUAUUAAAAUAACAGUUUGGCUGCUGUGGUCCGUCGCAUCGAGCGUGCUAGGAUUAGCGAAAGCCAAACAAUCUCACAUGCACGAGAACCCGUCGGAUUUCAAUACCGAGGCCAACUUUCCGCGGUUUGCAGAACCGAUCCCAAACAUCACGGUCACGAUAGGACGUGACGCAUUGCUGGCCUGUGUGGUGGAUAAUCUGAAAGGAUACAAGGUGGCCUGGGUGCGAGUGGACACGCAAACCAUCCUCUCGAUUCACCACAACGUGAUAACGCAGAACCCACGCAUUAGCCUCACCUAUAACGACCACCGAUCCUGGUAUCUGCACAUCCGGGAGGUGGAGGAAAGUGACCGGGGCUGGUACAUGUGCCAGGUGAACACCGAUCCCAUGAGAUCUCGCAAGGGCUACCUGCAGGUUGUCGUACCACCGGCAAUCAUUGAAUCGAUGACCAGCAACGACAUGGUGGUGCGCGAGGGCACCAACGUAACGCUGAACUGCAAGGCGAAAGGAUUCCCAGAACCAUACGUAAUGUGGCGACGAGAGGAUGGAGACGAGAUGGCCAUCGGAGGCGAGAAUGUAAAUGUUGUUGAUGGUGAAAUUCUACACAUCACCAAAGUCAGUAGACUUCAUAUGGCUGCGUACCUGUGCGUUGCAUCGAAUGGAGUACCGCCCUCGAUCAGUAAACGAGUGCAGCUAAGGGUGCAAUUUCCGCCAAUGCUCUCCAUCCCGAACCAGCUGGAGGGCGCAUACGUCGGACAGGAUGUUGUGCUCGAAUGCCACACGGAGGCGUACCCGGCAUCAAUCAAUUACUGGACGACAGAGCGUGGUGAUAUGAUAAUUUCCGAUACUUCCCGUACGGGCGAUAAGUUCGAAACGAUGUCCCGCAACACCGGCUACACGAAGUAUAUGAGUCUGAAGAUUCGCAACGUCGGACCGGCGGAUUUUGGGUCGUAUCGAUGCGUGGCGAAAAACUCAUUAGGCGAAACCGACGGACUAAUCAAAUUGGACGAAAUACCGGCCCCGACGACAAUAUUGACGACCGAAUCACUUUAUAACAAUCGAUCAAAAGGACGUAAGGCAAACAAAAAGCACGACCCAAUGAUGGUGGGUGACUACGGCGUCGAGGAAUGGAAAGAGAACGGACCUUCGAUUCGACAUCCUCCCGGGGCGUUUCACAAUGGUGCAGCGACAACGUCACCCACCGCAGGACCGUGCAUUCGAACGGCAGCAACCUACUGCUGUGUUCUCUUCCUGCUGCAGCUACUGUGCGCGCCCGGUUCCCACCACCAUUACCAUCGGCAGCCAAGAUGAAAGUGAAACCACCAUCCACAACUCCAUCCGCGGCACGUUAUUUAAGAAGUCAUCGUCGU